AUGAUUCCCUCGAUACGCUCGGCUGCCUUGGCCCUCUUCGUGGCCAUGGCAGGCGUUCAGGCCCAAACCAUCCCCCAGAGCACGGCGAACGAGACGAGCGGUGGCGGCAGGGCGUGCAACAACUCGCCCGAGCUGUGCGGCAAGCAGUACAACGCAAUCACCUACAUGGGAGCGCACGGCGCUUCGUUCCUGCGAGACGGCAGCACGGGAAACUCGGUAUCCGGGAACCAAUUUCAGAAUGCCACGGCCGCCCUCGAUGCCGGCCUUCGGCUUCUCCAGGUGCAGGUGCACAAGUCCGGCUCGACGCUGAAGCUCUGCCACACGUCCUGCAGCCUCCUCGACGCCGGCUCUCUCGAAUCCUGGCUCUCGGUCGUCAACGGCUGGCUAUCCAACAACCCCAACGAAGUCAUCACCCUCGUGCUCGUCAACUCGGACGAGGCGCCGGCCUCCGAUUUCGGCCCAGUCUUUGAAACGUCGGGAAUCGCAAAGGUCAGCUACAACCCGGGCACGUCGAAGGCGACGAGCAACUGGCCGACGCUGGAGAGCAUGAUCGGCCAGGGCACCCGUGUCGUCUCCUUCGUCACCAACAUGCCCUUCUCCUCGUCGACGCCUUACCUCCUCCCCGAGUUUGACUUCAUCUUCGAGACCCCGUUCGAGGUGUCGGACAUGUCGGGCUUCAACUGCACCGUCGACCGACCCACGCGCGCGAGGCCGGUGGCCACGGCGCUGUCGAAAAACUACAUGAGCCUUGUCAACCACUUCAAGUACCAGGAUGUCACGUCCAGCAUCCAGGUGCCCGACGUGGACAGGAUCGAGACCAUCAACAGCCCCGACACGUCGGCCGAGGGCAACCUGGGCAAGCAUCUGCAGCAGUGCGCGACGGAGUGGAACAAGCAGCCAAACUUUGUCCUCGUCGACUUCUGGGACAAGGCGAACCCGUUGCAGGCGGCGGACAACUUGAACCGAGUGAGCAGCCCCGUGAGCCGCAAGAGCACAACGUCCACUCCGUCAACGGGCGGAGCGACGAACGCCGGGAAAGGUGAAUACGGCGCGCUCGUGAGCCUCUUGACGGCGGCCACUCUACUGCUGCUGUAG
Molecule: messenger RNA, 1095 nt
Organism: Drechmeria coniospora
Lineage: Eukaryota; Fungi; Ascomycota; Sordariomycetes; Hypocreales; Ophiocordycipitaceae
Exons: 1
Coding region: 1-1095 (364 amino acids)
Biological process (GO): lipid metabolic process
Molecular function (GO): phosphoric diester hydrolase activity
Source: RefSeq, a predicted model, not a curated record